This is a messenger RNA of Adineta steineri, 1014 nucleotides long. Lineage: Eukaryota; Metazoa; Rotifera; Eurotatoria; Adinetida; Adinetidae. The record is from the annotation of a GenBank genome assembly.
AUGUCAUCUAUGGAUUGGGAUGCUACUUUAGUAUCAAUUCUUAAUAAUACAUCAUCACAACUGAAUCGUUAUUUUUCAAUAAUUAUUUUUGCAUUUGGUACUAUUGGAAAUAUUUUAAAUAUUCUUGUAUUAGCAGAGAAAACAUUUCGAUCAAAUUCAUGUGCUUUAUUAUUUCUUGUUUCAUCAAUGGCAAAUCUUGUAACUAUUCUUUCAGGUUUAAUACCUCGAAUGUUAUCUGGUUGGAUAUCAGAUCUUACAAAUACAAUCAGUUGGCUUUGUAAAUCUCGACUUUUUCUUCUAUGGACAGUCAGAACAAUUGCUUUAUGGAUUAUUGUAUUAGCUGCCAUUGAUCGAUGGUUAUUAACAUCUACUCAUAUUCAGCGACGACAAUUUAGUACAUUAAGAAAUGCUUAUCAUGGUAUUAUUAUGGCAUUUAUUUUUUCAAUAAUUCUCAAUGUCGAAUUAUUUUAUUGUUACGAAGCAAAUGUUAUAAAUGCACCAUCGAAAUGUUAUGGUAGAACAGAUACAUGCCGAUUAAUUACUGAUUUUAGUUAUGCAUUUCCUACUAAUAUCAUUCCAAUAUUUUUCAUGCUUGUAUUUGGUAUCAAGACUAUUUUAAAUGUUCGUCAUACUCGAAAACGUCUUCGACCAGAAAAUACUUCUACUGCACCAAUAGUUAAUCAACCAAAUCGAACAAAAAAAAUCGAUCGUUAUAUGCUUGUAUCAUUGCUUACUCAAGUUAUUAUUCUUUCGAUUUUCUUAUUACCAAGUGCAAUUCUAAAAGUUUAUUCAACUUUAACAAUACAUUAUAAUAAAUCUCCUCUUCAAAAUGCUAUUGAAAAUUUUAUUUUUAAUAUAGGCGUUCUUUUUGCUUAUAUUGGUAGUGGAUCAACAUUUUAUAUUUUUACAUUAUGUGGUGGAAAAUUAUAUCGAGAUGCUGUUCGGAAUUUAAUGAAACUAAUUUUGAUCAAAAUUAGAUGUAAAAUAUCGGAAAGAACAUUAAAUCAAACAUAA